Molecule: messenger RNA, 1584 nt
Organism: Saccharomycodes ludwigii
Lineage: Eukaryota; Fungi; Ascomycota; Saccharomycetes; Saccharomycodales; Saccharomycodaceae
Gene: CCT2
Product: chaperonin-containing T-complex subunit CCT2
Exons: 1
Coding region: 1-1584 (527 amino acids)
Biological process (GO): protein folding
Cellular component (GO): chaperonin-containing T-complex; cytosol
Molecular function (GO): ATP binding; ATP hydrolysis activity; ATP-dependent protein folding chaperone
Source: RefSeq, a predicted model, not a curated record
AUGAGUAUUAACAUUUUUGGCGAUCAAGUUACUGAAGAAAGGGCUGAAAAUGCUCGUAUGAGUUCAUUUGUUGGUGCAAUUGCUGUUGGUGAUUUAGUUAAAACCACUUUAGGUCCCAAAGGUAUGGAUAAACUAUUGCAAAGUGCUUCAACUGGUAAUGCUAUUGUUACUAAUGACGGGGCAACCAUUUUGAAAUCUAUACCAUUGGACAAUCCCGCAGCAAAAGUUUUAGUUAAUAUUAGUAAAGUCCAAGACGACGAAGUUGGUGAUGGUACCACUAGUGUUACCGUGUUAUGUGCAGAGUUAUUAAGAGAAGCUGAGAAAUUAAUCGAACAGAACAAAAUACAUCCACAAACUAUCGUUGACGGUUAUAGAAUUGGUAGCAAAGUUGCCUUGGAAGCUUUAGAAAAGGUUGCUGUUGAUAAUUCAAAAGAUGCAAUUAAGUUUAAAAACGAUUUACUGCACAUUGCCAAAACCACAUUAUCGUCCAAGAUUUUGUCUCAGGAUAAGGACCAGUUUGCGAAUAUGGCUGUUGAUGCAAUUUUAAGGUUAAAGGGUUCGACUAAUUUGGAACAUAUUCAAGUUUUAAAAAUUAUAGGUGGAAAAUUGAGUGAUUCAUUUUUAGAUGAAGGUUUUAUUUUGCCCAAGGUUUUUGGUAAUAACCAACCUAAGAGGGUAGAAAAUGCCAAAAUUUUAAUUGCUAAUACGUCUCUAGAUACAGAUAAAGUUAAAAUUUUUGGUACUAAAUUUAAAGUUGAUUCUACCUCAAAAUUGGCUGAUUUAGAGAAGGCUGAGCGUGAAAAGAUGAAGAACAAGAUUGCCAAAAUUGCUAAGUUUGGCAUCAACACUUUUAUUAACAGACAAUUAAUUUAUGACUAUCCAGAGCAAUUAUUCACCGACUUACACAUUAAUUCCAUCGAACAUGCUGAUUUUGAAGGUGUUGAACGAUUAGCCUUGGUUACUGGUGGUGAGGUUGUUUCCACGUUUGACAACCCGGAAAAAUGUAAAUUGGGUGAAUGUAAAUUAAUCGAAGAAAUUGUUAUUGGUGAAAAAAAUUUAAUUAAAUUCAGUGGUUGCAAAGCCGGUCAAGCUUGUACUAUUGUUUUAAGGGGUGCUACUGAGCAAGUUUUGGAAGAAGCUGAGAGAUCUCUACACGAUGCAUUAAGUGUUUUAUCUCAAACAACAAAAGAAACAAGAACUGUUUUAGGUGGUGGCUGUUCGGAGAUGAUAAUGUCUAAGGCUGUUGAAACUGCUGCCCAAAACUGCGAGGGCAAAAAAUCCUUGGCUGUUGAAUCUUUUGCACGCGCUUUAAGACAAUUACCUACUAUUUUGGCUGAUAAUGCUGGCUAUGAUAGUAGUGAAUUAGUUACUAAAUUGAGAUCCUCCAUUUACAAUGGUAUGUUAACCUGUGGAUUGGAUUUAACGAAUGGUACUGUUGCUGAUAUGAGGGAAUUAGGAAUAAUUGAAAGUUAUAAAUUGAAAAAUGCUGUCGUUAGUUCAGCAAGCGAAGCAGCUGAAGUUUUACUAAGGGUCGACAAUAUUAUUCGUGCUAAGCCUAGAACAGCAGAUAGACAAAGAAUGUAG